ACACUUUUUUAUAAAAAGGAAGCAAGGAAUCACAGUGAGAUAUGGAUAUGAUCCAUCAUUGUUAUUUGGAUUUUAUUAUGAAAGUCAUGAAUCCUGAUUAAAGUAUUAUGCAUGACUCAUACGCAUCUAUCUUCGUUAUGACACGUGCACAAAAUAUUGUCAGAAUAUUCAUAUGCAUCCUUAAUAUUAUAACACAUGAUUUCUUCGAUCUAAUAACAAUAGUUCUCGAAGGAGAAGGAAACCCCGAGUUUUCUUCCACCAUUAGCAUUUGAUUUAGCAGCUGUCCUCCAAAUUACAAAUCCUUUUGGUGGUUUUGAUUCAUAGAGAACUAAGCAGAAGAUGCAGUCCAAGUGUUUGUUUUAAUUCCUCUCCAAGGAUGGAGGUUGUAUUUUCCGGUGACACUACUCGCCUGAGUUACUGGUUGACCUGGGAUUUCUUGCUCUGUUUAUCAUCAGUGUUUACCUCCACAAUCACAGCAUCAAUCCUGAUAUGGAAAUAUGAAGGUUCAGACAACACAGAAAGAGCUUCUUCUCUGUAUGAUGGUGAAUCAUGGAUGCCAUGUCUGAAAGGACUAAGCCCUUUUUGGUUAAUGGGUUUCAGAAUGAUUGCAUUUUGCUUGAUUUUAGCCGCUUCAAUUGCUGAUGUCGCUACUCAUGGCACCAACUUAUUUUACUAUUACACCCAGUGGACUUUGAUUUUGACAACAAUCUAUUUUCUGUUUGGAUCGGUGUUAUCUGCUUCCGGAUGUUUCCGGAAGGACAAGAAUAAUAUGUAUAAUGGUCAUAGAAAAGAUAUAAUAGACACAGAACAAGGAAUUGGAAUCUAUAUGCCUCUCAACCAUGAAGUAAAUCUUCAAGAGGAAUGUUAUUUCUCACAAACUGCUGCAAUUUGGGGAUACAUUUUCCAAAUUGUAUUUCAGAUUACUGCUGGGGCAGUGAUGCUGACUGAUGGUGUUUACUGGCUAGUAAUCUUUCCAUUUAUUAGCAUUUCAGAUUAUGAAAUGAGUUUUUUAACUGUUGUUGUUCAUUCACUCAAUCUUGUUUUGGUGCUAGGAGACACGGCCAUGAAUAGCUUGCAUUUGCCAUGGUUCAGAAUUUCAUAUUUUAUCUUGUUCACUGUGUUAUAUGUGAUCUUCGAGUGGAUUGUCCAUGCCUUUGUUGAAACAUGGUGGCCAUACCCUUUCCUUGAUGUAUCUGCCCCAUAUGCUCCUAUGUGGUACUGGAUGGUUGCAGUGUUGCAUCUUCCAUGUUAUGCUUUGUUUGCGUUGUUUGUGAAAACAAAGUACACAGUCUUGUCUCGAUGGUUUCCUGAGUCAUAUCAAUGUUUGAGAUGAUAUCUGUUUUAGAUUGCAUUAAUGCUCUUUUACAACAAAUUAAUUUC
Molecule: messenger RNA, 1380 nt
Organism: Lactuca sativa (garden lettuce)
Lineage: Eukaryota; Viridiplantae; Streptophyta; Magnoliopsida; Asterales; Asteraceae
Cellular component (GO): membrane
Source: RefSeq, a predicted model, not a curated record